Molecule: messenger RNA, 1197 nt
Organism: Colletotrichum costaricense
Lineage: Eukaryota; Fungi; Ascomycota; Sordariomycetes; Glomerellales; Glomerellaceae
Product: hydantoinase/carbamoylase family amidase
Exons: 3
Coding region: 1-1197 (398 amino acids)
Molecular function (GO): hydrolase activity, acting on carbon-nitrogen (but not peptide) bonds, in linear amidines
Source: RefSeq, a predicted model, not a curated record
AUGGCCAGACUGGCGCUGUCCGACGACGAUGCUCGCGUGAGAAAAUGGUUCGCCGAUGAGGUGGCAAGCCUUGACUGUGAACUUGCAAUCGAUGAGAUGGGAAACAUGUUUGCGAAACGUCAAGGAGCGCUCAAAUCUUCCGCUCCGAUGACAGCCAUGGGGAGCCAUCUUGAUACCCAACCCCGCGGGGGCAGAUACGACGGCAUUCUGGGCGUUCUAGCCGCCGUAGAGGUGAUGAGAACACUAAAAGACAACAACUUCAAGACGCAAUUCGAUGUUGGCAUCGUCAAUUGGACCAACGAAGAAGGCGCCCGUUUCCCGAGAUCAAUGAUGUCCUCCGGCGUCUGGGCAGGUGAAAUCCCUCGGGAAAAGGCCUGGGACUUGGGCGAUAUCUUCGACCCUUCUGUGACCGUCAAGUCUGAGCUGGAGCGACACGGCUACAUCGGUCCGCUCGCCUGUUCAAGCGACGCAUCAACUGGUUACCCUCUGGGCGCGCACUUUGAGUUGCACAUCGAGCAGGGCCCCAUCCUCGAGGAGAACGGCAGGAAGAUCGGCGUCGUGCAGGGCGCGCAGGCGUAUCGCUGGUUCACCUUCACCAUCACGGGCCGCGACGCACACACGGGCACCACGCCGUUGAAGUCCCGCAGAGACCCGUUGCUCGCAGCGUCCAAGAUGAUUGCUUCCUCCAACGCCAUCGCAAAGGAGCUCGGGGCGCUGGCGUCGACAGGUGUUCUCAAGAUCCCACCCAGCUCGUCGACCAACACCAUCGUCUCGGAGGUUACCUUCACCCUUGAUAUUCGCCACCCCGAAAACGCAGUUGUCGAAGAGGUGCAGAGGCGUUGCAUUGAGUCGUUUGAGAAGAUCGCUGGGGAGGAUGGCCGCGGGGUCGAGGUGCGGUGGACGCUCGAUACCGAUUCGCCCGCGGUCAAGUUUGACAAGGAGUGCAUCCAAGCCGUGGAGAAUGCAGCGAUUGGUCUUUUUGGGCCGGACGGCUGGCUACCGUUGACCAGCGGCGCGGGGCAUGACAGCGUUUACACGAGCAAGCGGUGCCCAACGACAAUGAUUUUCGUCCCUUGCAAGGACGGUGUGAGCCAUCACCCCGAGGAAUAUUGCAGUCCGGAAGAUUGUGCGAAUGGCACUCAAGCCCUGCUUGAAGCCGUUGUAAGCUACGACCAUCUGAGAGCUAGCAGAAAGUGA